AUGCAUAUGAUGGUGGCCAGGCCGGAGCAGUGGGUGAAACCGAUGGCGGUCGCAGGCGCAAACCAGUACACCUUUCAUCUAGAAGCUACAGACAAUCCAGGCGCGUUGAUAAAAGACAUUCGGGAGAAUGGGAUGAAGGUUGGACUGGCUAUCAAACCUGGAACUACAGUUGAACACUUGGCACCCUGGGCCAAUCAGAUAGAUAUGGCUUUGGUGAUGACCGUAGAACCUGGGUUUGGAGGGCAGAAAUUUAUGGAAGAUAUGAUGCCAAAGGUUCAGUGGCUGAGGACGCAGUUUCCCUCACUUGAUAUCGAAGUGGAUGGUGGAGUGGGGCCUGACACCAUCCAUAAAUGUGCAGAGGCAGGUGCAAAUAUGAUUGUAUCUGGCAGUGCUAUUAUGAAGAGUGCAGAUCCAAGAUCUGUGAUCAAUCUUCUAAGGAAUGUGUGUUCAGAAGCUGCUCAGAAGCGGUGUCUGGAUCGAUGAGACCUACUCGAGCAGUGUUCAAGAAGGCUCUGUGCGUGCAGGAGAACCCUUGUUUCUCAUGCGUAAGGGAGGGCUGGAUGAACGUUAAUUAUGGAAACUUGCUGCUGCUGAACAGAAGAAUCAUUCCUUUGCCGCAAUGAAGCAAGCAGCAGUGAAAAACAUUCUGGCUGUUUUUCAGGGUUGGAAAUGCAAUGGUUUGAACCUGUCUCUUGAUUCUGUGGAGGCUAAUUUUGCAGUACAACGUGUAACGCUGACUGGAGCGAACUAAAAUUCAGUCAGUUUUCGCUUGCUAGAUGAGUGUGGCAUCACAACACGUGCUCUUGUGGAAGACUCUAAUGAACCUGCCUUCUGCUGUCUGUGUUUUGUCAUUUGAUCUGUGCAUUCCUACCAAACUUUUCCAAUGGUUGAAUUAAACACUUCUCUUGGUGUGGUAA
Messenger RNA from Struthio camelus australis, 917 nucleotides. The record is from RefSeq and is a predicted model, not a curated record. Lineage: Eukaryota; Metazoa; Chordata; Aves; Struthioniformes; Struthionidae.